Messenger RNA from Hyaloperonospora brassicae, 1308 nucleotides. The record is from the annotation of a GenBank genome assembly. Lineage: Eukaryota; Oomycota; Peronosporomycetes; Peronosporales; Peronosporaceae.
AUGGCUCGACGCCUCUCGACGCUCUCGUUCCGCGCGCCGCCGCCAGCCCCGAAUCGCCGUGUUGUCGUGACUGGACUGGGCGCUGUCACUCCGUUUGGUGUGGGCGUACAGCGCUCGUGGGACGCGCUAUUGGAUUCGCAGUGUGCGAUUCGAACAGUGGAACAUCUCGUUGGUACGGGUCUGCAGUGUACCAUUGGCGCGUCCGUGCCCCGAGGCGAAGGAGAGGGAGCGUUCCGCACGAACGAGUGGGUCAAUGCGAACAACGUGCGGUCGCAAGAGCCCGACUUUAUCGCGUUCACGCUGGCAGCAGCUGAUGAAGCGCUGAAGGAUUCAGGAUGGAGCCCGCAGUCGGACGAAGAGAGCGAGCGAGCAGGCGUGGCAAUCGGUGCUGGUAUGGCCAACAUCCAGGAGGUCAUGGAUGUGGGUCAACUGAUCAAAGAGAAGAAAUAUCGCCGAGUGUCGCCAUUCUUCGUCACAAGAAUACUUAUCAAUCUUGCUGCAGGUCACGUGAGCAUUGAGCACGGACUGAAGGGGCCAAACCACUCUUGUGUCACGGCGUGCGCCACGGGUAGUCACAGCAUUGGCGAUGCCGCGAGUCUGAUACGACACGGCGACGCAGACGUGAUGGUUGCUGGAGGGACUGAUGCGUGCCUCAACGAGAUUUCAAUAUGCGCCUUCUUGCGCGCGCAAGCUCUGUCCACCAAGUUCAAUAGUCGCCCGCAAGAGGCAUCGAGACCAUUCGACUCGGACCGUGACGGUUUUGUCAUGGGUGAAGGCGCUGGUGUCGUUGUGCUUGAGGAGUACGAGCACGCUAGAAACAGAGGUGCCAAGAUCUAUGCCGAGGUGCGAGGGUACGGUCUCAGUGGUGACAGCAAUCACAUGACGGCUCCUCCAGCAACUGGUGAUGGUGCUCGACGAGCUAUGCAGUCAGCAAUUUCGCAAUCUGGGCUUGCGCUGCACGAUAUUGGCUACAUUAACGCGCAUGCGACCUCAACACCUUUGGGAGAUCGCGCUGAGAAUACAGCUGUGAAGGAGCUAUUUGGCGAGUAUGCGAACGAGCUCGGAAUAUCGUCUACAAAGGGAGCUAUCGGCCACUUGCUAGGUGCUGCUGGUGCCGUGGAGGCCAUCUUUUCGAUCAAGGCCCUAUGUGAUAACGUGAUGCCUCCCACGCUGAAUCUAACGGAGACAACGGAGGAGUUCACGCUAAACUACGUGCCGAACCAGCCACAGGAGAAAGUGUUGCGCGCAGUUCUUACGAACUCGUUUGGUUUUGGCGGAACGAACGCAAGUCUUUUGUUUGCCAAGUAG